CUUUUAACAAAAAAAAGUUGUGAUAAUGUAGUAUAUAUCAUAUAAUAUAGAGGUAGCCAAUGAAUAACCAAACAAAUAACCCAUAUAAGCAGACGAGGUACUCUAUCAACCAGUUUUCUGUAACCAAACAAAUAACCUAUGCACCAGUUUUCUGUAAAUUAUAGGUAACCAUUGCAAUAACCAAACAAACUAUUUUCAGUAACAGAUGGCUAACCAAGCAAAUAGCCAAUGAAAAGGACGCUGUUAACCAAAGAGUAACAGAUAGUUUUCCAAAAUAGUUGGCAUAACUAAUGCAUUAAUUACUAACUUUUACCCGUCUUGUAGGGUUGUCAUUGAAGUUGGCGAUGUUCUUGUGUGGUCAUGUGCUAUCGUGAAGUAAUCACUCUUCAAAUGAAGUCGGUUAGGUAUGUUCCAGCUGAUAUAGCGCAUGUUUUAGCUCUUGAACCGUAUAAAAAUUUUAUGAGGAUGACAAAAGUUAUGUGGAGAAUGAAAAAAGUCGAAAUCUAGUUAUUUCUACAAAUGUAUUUUUUGGAAAAAUAAGAUCUCAUAUAUUAAGACUAAAUAAUUGUUGCAUAAAGUUUAUUUACCAAUUCCAUAAUUAAAUAUGAGCAUUGAUAUUUACAUAUGCUAUCAAUUAUCAUUAAAAUAUUAACCAUACAUAUGUAUGUACUUAACUACUAUUUUCCAUGUUUUGUAUAAAUUUAUGUGUAGAAUAUUACUUUGCUAAAUUGCACUUUACGCAACAAAACAUAAAACACGAGGCAUUGGCAUUUCAUCUUAGCUGAUAUCAUGCGACCGGAAUUAUAUAUUCAUGUACAUGUUGCCUGUUCAUAAUUGUGUGGAAAUGAAAACAGCUCUGUCAAGCCACCAAAAUUACAGAUCUUUGCUAGCUAUCGAUGGCAUGAAAUAUAUUUUGAAAUCAAUUGCUGAACUUUAGCAAUGUGCAGUCUCAUUUGGCAAUAUUGCCAACAAUACAGAUAUUUAGCAAUCUUAACUUGCUUGUCGAGAUGCCCCGUAUGAGAGGAAGGAGUGAUCACACUUUCCAUCUCUCUUUUUUUGGCAUGGCAGAGGAAUUAAGGAAUAAACUGUACAAAUAUCGCCUUACAAAACAGAGGCAGAAGGUAUUUCAGAUAUUUAAAUCAAAAUUCCGUGAAUUCUGGAUGCUGGGUAUGAGACAGCCUAGUUUGAGUAAGGGAGAACAAAUCAGCAUUGAUGUAAUUGAAACUGAUGUUGAUGGGACCAAAUUUCAAAACCUGAAUUCAAAUGUUGAAUUUACUAAGAAAGUGGAACAUGCAUUGCCAGAGAGCUCUGAUGAUGAAGAUGAAAUGGGUACAGUAUCUGAAGAAAAAUCUUCAUCAGAUCUCUUCAGAUAUGCCUUAAGUGUAAUGGUUACAUUGUUUUGGAUAACCCUCUAUUUUAUUGCUAUAAAAUUACAAUUUGGAACGGUUUAUUUAAUGAUCUCAGCAUUGAUUGCAAUUUAUUUAAAUACGAGAACUACACCGAAAAAAAAUAAUGAAAUCAGUGCUUAUAGUGUAUUUAACGAAAAUUGUGAAAGUAUAGCUGGAACGUUAAAAGCUGAUCAGUUUGAGCGUGAAAUUAUAUACGGCAUUCUUAAUAAAAAUUAACUUUUCAGUGAUGCAUACUUGGCUCAGUUAAAAUCCGAUAAAAACAAACGUCAACCACAUUUAACUUAUGUUUUAUAAAUAAUAAUGCAUCGAAAAAUGACAUCCUUUGGAUUGUUGGAAGAUUGGGUUUAAAAUAGCAUCUCCCGAAUUUGGAGGAAUUAAAAUGAGUGUGAUAGAGGACGUUCUCUAGAUUGGUUGUCGCUGACUUACGGUUAUUGAGAUAUUUUCUUUUAAAGUUCAAAAAUUCAACUAUUUAAGUGUGUUUCUUUGAUUUAUCGUGAAUUUUACACUUAAAUUUUUCACUUUUAUAUUCACUAAAACUACUCUAAUUCGUUUCUACACAUUUGUUUUGUAUUAAAUAUUGCAAAACUAACUUUCAUAUAAUAUUUAACUUUGGUUCAAAUCCAUUUAUUCAUGCAGUAACAAAAUUGUUGCAUGCAAACAAAAAAUAAGUGUCACCGUAUUUUGCAAACGAUAAAAAAUAAAUAAAAAAGAUAAAUUAUAUCGUCAGAAUUUCUUUUCUCUUGGUAAAUCCUGUUGUUGGAUCGAUCAGGAUUGUUUUUGUUUUUUUUUGUUUUUGAAACGCGGCCCAAGGUCUUCAAUACAUAAUGGAAUUCUACGCAAAAAACUAAAAAUGUGUUAUUUCUUUCUUGUCAUUAGGGUAUUAUUUUUUCUUUUAGUUCCUUUGUAAAAUAUGUAGAUAAGAUAACACUGAUUAUUUAUUAGAAUGUUAGAUAUUGAAUUAAAGUUAUUUAUGUAUUACUUAGUAUAAAAAGCAAAUAUCUUAAAAACCAUAAGCCAGCGGCAACUUAAUUUUUUAUAUAAGUUAUAUUUUUAUUAAAUUUUACUGUUCCUUUAUUCGGUAGCGACGGUGUUGUCGACUACCCACGAACUAUUUAAAUACUAGUUAUUUUUUUAUUAUCACCACUUUUACUUUGUUCGGUAGCGACGGUGUUGUCGACUACCCAUGAACUAUUUAAAUAAUAUUCCGUUUAUGCGAUAGCGACGGUGUUGUCGACUACCACGGAAUUAUGUUAUUUUAAAUAAACACAAGUUGAGUUCCGUUCUAAAAUGUUUUAUUAAAAUUACAUUUAUCUUAUUUAUAACCUACUAUUACUAUCGCCGCUACUGCCAUUGACGCUGCUUUCCUAAGUUUCUGCUGACGCCUAAGCUUGUGUAAGACAUUGCGUUACAUCCACCGGUCGGUGGUUACUGCAAGGUGUUGAAUUGCGGCUGUCGGUCAUUCAAAAAUCCAAACUGCAAUUUUGGCAGUUCAAGAGACUGACUUAGUUAACUAUUGUUAACUUAUAUUUUCUUAAACAGGAGGACCCCUAUCCGCUCAUAUCCAUUUCAACCAAAUUCGGGGAUGCUAUUCUAAAAUUUAACCUUGUUGGAUUUUAAACGCAAAUACAGGGUAGCGCACGAAUCGUGCCACAAAAACAAAACGUAAUAACUUUUUAAUCAAUGCAUUACAUUUAUUUUUUUUAUUGUAUAGAAGCGUUUCGUAUAUGACCUUGCUCAGCCACUCGUAUGCGAUACCUAAUUAGAAAGUUAUUCAUUGCGGCCUGAAGGGUUGAACUCCUGAUUACCUCAAUUAUUGAUUUAAUGGACUGCUUCAAAUCUGCCAGAUUUCUGGGUUUUGUUUUGUUCACCUCUUGAUUGACAUAACCCCAUGAAAAGUCUGGUGCAGUCAGGUCAGGUGAUCUUGGGGGCCAACGGGAGGUGGAGUCUUUAUAAUAGUUUGUUUUCUAAUUUUCGAUGGAGCUCCGCAAUAACCGGUCUGGCUAUGUGAGCUGCCACGGAGAAGGACGGAAAUGACGGACUGCAAAGCAUGCUGCCGCUGCAUUAUCUAAACCCUCUUUUCGGUAUCCAAAGUCAAUUGUAAAAAAUUUAAAUAAUAACCUGCCCAAUAAAAAAGUAAGUCAAUUGCCCACACAAGUUAUUACGGUUUAUUUUUGUAGCACGAUUCGUGCGCCACACUGUAUCUUACAAACAUCUGUGGCUAUAUACAGUUACUGACAAUGAAGUGCUCCGCCUUUAGAAUACCGUGCGUAUAUUUGAAGUUUAAAAUGAAUUUUACACUUAUAUUUUUCCACUCCACUAACACUUCACUAAUUCGUUUGUACAUAUUUAUUUUAUAUUAUAUAGUUCAAAAAUAGCUUUCUUUCUAUGUAUAUUUAACUUAGUGUUCAAUUCUAUUAAUUAACACAAUAACAAAAGGGUUGCUAAAUGACAAGUAUCCAGUAUUACCUUAUCGACAUCUUUUGUAAAUGAAUUGAAAGAAAUAAAGAACACAAUUAAAAAUUUCAACUA
Molecule: messenger RNA, 3938 nt
Organism: Bactrocera oleae (olive fruit fly)
Lineage: Eukaryota; Metazoa; Arthropoda; Insecta; Diptera; Tephritidae
Gene: Saysd1
Product: SAYSVFN motif domain containing 1
Source: RefSeq, a predicted model, not a curated record